CAUUUUUAUAUUGUAGUGGUGUGCUAAAGAUCGUAUACGCAUGACAUGAAUGCGUUGGUGGUCUUCACUGAAGUGAUGUGAUUGGUUUACAAUUUGCAAACAGAUGAUCCAAGUGAAGUUGGGACGUCCCACUUUGUCCAUGCACUACUGACGUAAAGUCACAUAAAGUCACAUGGACCUCUUUACGUAUAAUACUGCAAUGGGUGACACUGUUCCCUCUUGUUGUGUUUUCCAUUCGAAUUAAUGUAUAAGAAGCCAACACCUUGUUGUUGAGAAUGGACCCCGUUGUGCUGAGCUACCAGGACAGCCUCCUGCGACGCUCGGAUGUGACAUUAUUAGAAGGUCCUCAUUGGCUCAAUGACCAAGUCAUUGGUUUUGCCUUUGAGUACUUUGCCGCGGAUCGCUUUAAAAGCCUGGGUGAAACCAUUGUAUUUAUUAGCCCAGAGGUCACACAGUUUAUAAAGUGUGCUUCCUGUCCAGAGGAGCUGGCCGUUUUCCUGGAACCCCUGGAUCUGGCGUCCCGCCGUCUGGUGUUCCUGGCUGUCAACGACAACUCCAACCAGACCGCUGGGGGCUCCCACUGGAGCUUGCUCGUCUACCAUCAUGGCGCCGCUCACUUUGCCCACUAUGACUCUCAGAAUGGGGGCAACUCCCUCCACGCGAGGCGCAUCGCUGGAAAGCUGGAGCCUUUCUUUGGUACCGGGGGAAAGGUUCGAUUUGUGGAGGAGCCAUGCCCCUUGCAACAGAACAGCUAUGAUUGUGGAAUGUACGUUAUCUGUAACGCAGAGGUCCUGUGUGAGGGGGCUGAAGAGAAUAGCUCCCCAGUUCGCCUCCCCGUGCAGAGCAUUACCCCAGCUUUCAUAACCCAGCGGAGACGGGACUUGUGCAGGUUGAUCGACCGACUGGCUAAAGAUUGACCCUUUUCGGGCUGUUCCCAAUAGCAGAAUCAUUGAAUGCAUUCUUAUCAAAUGCAGAAUGGAUACCCUACCCCUAUUAUACACACACUCUCUCUACCUACACAUCGUACAGUAUCCAAACAAUGCACCGGCAUGCCUUUACAGCUUUUACUUUAAGGAGAAUGAAAAAAGUAUGUGGUUUCCAAGUGGAGAAGAAGCCUUUCUUGUCUUGAUGUUAUGCAUUUAAAGGGAAUGUGGAAAUGUUUACAUAUAUUAUUGCUCAGGGUCAUUUUAAAUGAACUAGGUUGACAUUACGAAUUUUCAACAGGGUGGUACUUAUGUUUGGCAGCUCAGAUUUCCCUUUUUAAAGGAUUUUUGACAAAAAUAGUGUCUUAUUUUAAUCAGUUUCAUAUUUGGUAUUCCGAUGUCUGAUAUUUGAUGAUCGAUUUUAUCAUCACAUCAUGUUAUUUUCUUUGGUUUGUGCAUGACAUCGUUAUAACAUUGCAUGAAGGCUCAACAAGCUGCAGGAAAUCAAAAUAUGGAUCAGAGGUCCCUUUUUUUUGAAGCCCCAAUACAUUUUCAUUAUAUAUAUAUAAAGUCGGCGCAGUGUAGUGAAAUACCUUCUUUGAGGUACAUGUAAAUGGAGAGUAUUCUUGAGUCAAUGGUACAAUAUAACCAAAAACUCAAUUCGGCGGGCUUGGAGACUAUGCAUACAUCUUGCUAAGUGUCUAUAUAGCUUUCCAAAUGUGUGUGUAUCCAUACAAAGACAUUAGGUAAGAUAACGCUUUAUUCAGCGCUGGACUGGAGGUCGACUGCAGGGCUUUGGAUUAGGAGCCUUCCCAAAGAAAAUGGAGCUAAGCCCUUAACCUUUAUCAUUUUUCUGUUCUGUCGUGGAUGUGUAGAAGGAAGGAUUAUAUUUAUGCACAAGAAUGUGGUCCCAUGAUGGUAACCACUACCCUAAUAAAACGGAUACACCCGAAAUCUUGGACUGGAUUUUUUGUAACUAUAAAUAGAAAGGUAAACUACUCAAGUAGAAAAAUGUUUGGCCUUCCAUGUCCAAAUAGUCAAUUUAACUGUUUAAAUAAGUUGAUGAAAAGUGAGAGACAAAGUUAGGAGCCAAAGAUAAUUUUCAGAGAAUUUCCAUCAAACCAUUUUGCCCAGUUCUAUUUAAGGUUGCAGGAGAAAGCUGAAUGAAGCAAAGCUAUUUUAAAUUCAAAACUUCUGUCAGUGUGUGAGUGAGGUGAUCCUGACAUUCCCAAGACGUUAACACUGCUUCAAUCUGCAACAUGGUUUAAGAGAGACUGGAACAUAAAAAGAAAACACCCUUAAGGGUGUAAAUAAAAAAAAAUGGGACAUGUAGGAAUGUGAACAUUUGUCUUUGGUUCCUCGAGACUAUUAUUAUGACACACACUGUGGUGUCAUCUUCAAAGCCUUGAAGACUAUUAAUUUGCCAUCCUAGUU
Gadus chalcogrammus (walleye pollock) is the source of this 2357-nucleotide messenger RNA. It is a transcript of the gene senp8, whose product is annotated as SUMO peptidase family member, NEDD8 specific. Gene Ontology annotation, molecular function: cysteine-type peptidase activity; deNEDDylase activity. Bases 276 to 917 code for a protein of 213 amino acids. The record is from RefSeq and is a predicted model, not a curated record. Gene Ontology annotation, biological process: proteolysis. The transcript is spliced from 2 exons. NCBI's taxonomy places the organism in Eukaryota, Metazoa, Chordata, Actinopteri, Gadiformes, Gadidae.